This is a messenger RNA of Aureobasidium vineae, 996 nucleotides long. NCBI's taxonomy places the organism in Eukaryota, Fungi, Ascomycota, Dothideomycetes, Dothideales, Saccotheciaceae. The record is from the annotation of a GenBank genome assembly.
AUGAGCGCCGCUGCGCCCGUCGAGAAGAAAAAGAAGCCGUCGGCCCUGCGCUCCAUCAUCGCCGGCUCAAGCGCUGGUGCUGUUGAGAUCGCCAUCACCUAUCCCGCCGAGUUCGCGAAGACCCGAUCCCAGCUCAAUCGUCGCCUCGUUGAAGGCAAGAAGCUGCCAUGGCCGCCGUUCGGUAGUCAGUGGUAUGCUGGAUGCACUACUCUGAUCAUUGGAAACUCCAUCAAGGCUGGCGUUCGCUUUGUCGCUUUCGAUGCAUACAAGAACAUGCUCUCAAAUCCCGACGGCACUAUUAGCGGCCCUGCCACUGUCAUUGCUGGCUUCGGCGCCGGUGUGACUGAGAGUUUGCUGGCUGUCACUCCUUUUGAGAGCAUCAAGACUCAACUGAUCGACGACCGCAAGGCUGCUCAACCCAGGAUGAAGGGCUUCCUCCACGGCAGCAGACUCAUUGCCCACGAACAGGGUGUACGUGGUUUCUUCAGAGGCUUUGUACCUACCACAGCAAGGCAGGCAGCAAACUCGGCUGUUAGAUUCAGUAGUUAUACCAGUUUGAAACAGUUGGCGCAAAGUUAUGUUGCUCCAGGAGAGAAGCUCGGCGCCCUGAGCACUUUCGGUAUCGGCGGUGUGGCUGGCAUAAUCACAGUGUAUGUCUUCCGUGUCAAGCCUCGAGAUUCAGCCACUGAUCCUCUCCCAGAUNACGUUACCAUGCCUCUGGACACCGUCAAGACAAGAAUGCAGUCAAUCGAAGCAAAGACGGAAUACAAGAACAGCUUCAACUGCGCAGCGCGUAUAGUCAGGGAGGAAGGCUUCCUAACUCUUUGGUCUGGUGCUGUGCCUAGACUUGGUCGUCUCAUCUUGAGCGGCGGCAUAGUCUUUACCAUGUAUGUCUUUCGUGUUUCGUCCAAGUAUUUGUUGCUGACAAUUCCUUUAGGUNAUGAAAAGACCAUGGACUUGCUCGACAAGCUGGACCCAGAGAAGAAAUAUCUAUGA